AAAAAUGAUGUGCCCCCCAUUUUUCUUCUAGUCAUGCCUACCGUAAUAGUCUAAUUUUUCCUUGAAAAAUUCGAUUAAAAAUGGUGAUCUAUUGCGGUCAAAGAGUGAAAAACAUACUGGAAAAUUAGUUUUUUCUAGUUUCCAGAUGAAUAUAUUUUAUAUAAGUAUCGAAAAGUACUUUCAUCGAGCAUUUACUAUAACUAAGUUUAUUAUUUCUUGAGAUAUUUUUAUUUGCCUUUGCAAAAUAAUGAUUAUGUUGUACGAAUGUCUCCAAAAUAUGCUUUCCCAAAUGGUCUCAUAACGAUUUGACUAGCUUUUGUCAAUGUUCUAUUUGUGUGUCAGUGAUUUAUCCUUCAGUGAAAAGAUCUAAGACUCAAUAGCUUGAUGCUCUAGCAAUUUCAUUUUCUUCAAGAAUUGUCGUAAAAUGAGCUUAAUAGAAUUGCUUUAAAGCCUUUUUUUACCCUGAUACAUAUGAUGUAUGAUAGAGUUGUUAUUGUUUUGGGAAAAAGGAAACCCAAAGUGAGUUGAAACAUUUUCAUAUGUAGAUGGAGAUAAGCAGAAAGUUCUUUGCAUUUUGAUGAUAAUGUGGUUAGGAAUUGUUAAUAUUGAUUUGGAUUGAUUUCGGAUGACCUGAUACACGGUUUGAUUCCUUUGCAGGAUUUAGGUUGGGAUGUUUCAAAAAUGAAGUAAUUCCACGCAUGUAUGUGUUAGUAUGUUGAAUAUAUCCAAAUAUUUGCAUAGUAAAUGAGUUGACUAGAUUACAGAAAAACCGCAGAACCAACAAGUAAUGAAAGGACGAAUGAUUGUGAAUUUAGCAAGUAGUGGGGUUUCAGGAGUAUAAAUGUAGGAUUUCUUUUUCUUUGUUAUACAUAUAAACCAUAUAAGUCUGUCUAAAUGACUUGAGAAGACGACAAUCGGGAUUUAACGGCUUUAUAAUUGGAAAUAUCUUUUUCUUUUGCUUGUCAUAUUGUCAGUAUUCCCAGUUAAUUUGGAUAUUGUUUAUUAUAUAGUAUGACCUAAAUGAGGAAUUUGCACUUUUAAAUGGACGCUAUUUGUUAUCACCGUCUAUGGUAUAUAAAAUGAUUUCCUGAAUUUUAGCAAUAUUAUUGAUUCAACCGACCAAGGUUAACUAUAUUCACUAUACAAAAUUUCCUUGUUUUAAUCAAAAUAAUUUUAUUAGAAAUGAUUUAUAUGCUAUUGUAAAAUUUCUGUAAAGUGAAUUGUUAACAUAUAUAAAAAAAUGUGAUUUCGAAAGUAUUUCUCUCUUACUGGUUGUCCAUUCACUUAAAAGUGAUACGUGGUACAAACUUACAAACAUUUUCGGAAAUGAACUUGAUAGAAAUCUAUUUUCUAUUAGUUACAAUAAUAACUUCAGGAGUUAUAUUAUUGAUAAUUUUUGUUCCUAAAGCUAUUGGGAAAAUGUGUAAAAGUAAAAUAUGUUUAAUGGGAAAGACUGCCGUAGUAACGGGCGGAAGUUUCGGUAUAGGAUAUGAAAUAGUAUUAGGCCUCGCACAACGAGGCUGUAGAGUAAUUGUAGCAGAUAAAAUAGUUAACAAUGAUAUCAAAAAUAGAAUAAUUCAAGAGACAAACAGCACAGAAAUAUAUUUAGAAUAUGUGGACUUGGCUUCUUUCCAUUCUGUUAGAAGUUUUGCUGAUAGGCUCAAGAAAAAAGAAGAAAAAGUGGAUAUUCUAAUACACAAUGCUGGCAUCGGACCAUGCAGUGGAGCUAUAAGUGAAGAUGGUUUGAACAUAACCAUGCAAGUUAAUUAUUAUAGUCCUUUCUUGCUCACACAUUUACUUGUUGGAUUAAUGAAAAGUUCUCAAUCGGCUCGUUUGAUAUUUUGCAGUUCGCUAAUCGUCUCGGCUUUUUUAAAUAUAUUUAUAAUUGGAAGAAAACUGGAGCAGGUUUUUGGUGACUACAAGUUAUCAAAGUUUUGUUUACUAGUAGCUUCGGAUAUUUUCGCCGAAAAACUACGACAAUACAAUAUCACAUCGAAUGCUUUCCAUCCAGGAGCAGUACAUACUCAAAUUCAUUAUCAAUUUUUCAAACACAAUUUUUUUACUAUAUGUAAUAAAAUCCUGGGGCCAUUGAUUUUUAAGACUCCUGAAGUUGGGGCACAGACGGCAAUAUACUUAGCAUGUGCUAAUGAGGUCCAAAACAUAACGGGCACUUUCUUUGGUGACUUAAUGCCAGCUUGUAAACCUAAAGAUAUCUCAAACAAAACAUUGUGCGAAACCAUUUGGAAAGGAUCAGAAAAAGUAGUGAAGUUGAAAAAAGAUGAAUUAUUGUUAUAAUUAUUGACAUUGGGAAUAUAAGCAAGGAAAGGCUCUUGGUAAUUGGUUGAAAUAAAAAAUUUGACUUUGUAUAAACUGUACGAAUGGAAAUUGUUCGGUUAAAUUAAAUUUGAUAUAAUAAAUUUAUCCAAUUUUUCAAUUCUCAGACCUAUAUAUUUUUACUGGAAUAGAUAAUAUCAUCAUAGCUCGUAUGUUUUUUCAAAUUCUCAAUGAAAUAAGAAACUGCAUAUUCUUCUAAAACCAGAUGUUAUUAUUCGAGACAAGAUUGGCAAACAUCUUUGUUGGGUAUUUACUAAUGAGAUCAACGAUAUGAAAUAUUUUAUUUCAAAUUUAGAGCUAAAUAAGAUGAAUUAUUUUUCCAGCUCAAACGUUACCUUUCCUCAUUUAGUACUGAUUUUGCUUACUAAAAUGCCAGUAAUUUUAGAUGUUUUUAAAAACAUUGCCAUUUUACAGAAUUAUAUUAAUCAAUAGAUCACCUUAAGCAUGAGCAUCAAAAUAAAAAUCUGUUUUAACCAGAACAAAAAAAUAAUUUAUCUCUAGUUGUUACGUUUCAAGAUAUGUAGCAGCCAUCAAUUGAAUUAUGAUUGAGUUAUAAUAUAAUUAUAAAUGGAAAAAUCAAUUGUUUCUUUUUUUUAAACUACUUUUCUAUAGAUGUAUCAAGGAAAACAUAUGAAAAGAUCUAAGUAGUAAAAGGUUAAUGAAAUCAUAAUUGAACCACUUGUAUUGAUUCGAAUCAACGUCUUGGAAACUAAUUGAAUGCAACAGGUUUGUCAAGACAUAGUCAUAAUUCACAAUACAAUUUUUUAUCUCGUUUUGUUUGAUGAAAUGGAAUAAUUUCGAAUUAUUAUAAAAAUCAUGAAAUUAUUAUUUCAGGAAAUUAUUAUUCAUCUUAUAUUCUGGAAGACGCUAUUAAACUUCUGUGCUACAGAAAUCGUAAAAAGAUCGCCUCUAGAGCUUGGCUUUGUGACAUUUCCUGAAGUUGAAAAGCCCCGAUUUGUUUUAUUUAACAUGACCAAAGUGGAGGAAGUGAAGUCGCCAGAAAAAGAUUUUCAUGAUUUUACAUCAAGAACGCCUCUUAUUCCCAAGGUUUCACAUAUAAGUCAAUGGAUACAAGGUGAAGUUAAACAUCAUGCCUUCAUACCUCCGCAUCUUCAAAAUAUCUUCAUGCCAGUUGUGAUUUCUAUUAAGGAACCACUAGCAGCUGUGCACUAAUUUUAUCCGGAUAUUAUUGGUGGAUAUGGCCUUGGCCAUCAUUCAGGAGGGCAAGGAGCUGGGCAUGGCUAUCAAAUUAUUUUCAAUUAAAAUUCAAUAUAAUAUUCUGUAAUUCAUAUUAUAAUAAACGUAAGGUAAAUAUUAUAUCAUUUGAUAGCGGUACACUGCAGAAGCAGAUGAAGAACAACAAGAAAUUACGUCAGAUAAGAACAACCUGAUAAUUAUUGAAAACCAAAAUAAAUUUGAUUUUGAAUUUAUGAAAAAAGAAACCACAUAAUUAAUAAAAUUAAAUUUUAAAG
Molecule: messenger RNA, 3806 nt
Organism: Diorhabda sublineata
Lineage: Eukaryota; Metazoa; Arthropoda; Insecta; Coleoptera; Chrysomelidae
Product: retinol dehydrogenase 13-like
Exons: 7
Coding region: 1327-2295 (322 amino acids)
Source: RefSeq, a predicted model, not a curated record